Pichia kudriavzevii is the source of this 750-nucleotide messenger RNA. RefSeq lists its product as uncharacterized. Gene Ontology annotation, cellular component: endoplasmic reticulum membrane. The record is from RefSeq and is a predicted model, not a curated record. The coding region runs from base 1 to 750 and encodes 249 amino acids. Gene Ontology annotation, biological process: fatty acid elongation; very long-chain fatty acid biosynthetic process; sphingolipid biosynthetic process. NCBI's taxonomy places the organism in Eukaryota, Fungi, Ascomycota, Pichiomycetes, Pichiales, Pichiaceae. The transcript has a single exon. Gene Ontology annotation, molecular function: 3-hydroxyacyl-CoA dehydratase activity.
AUGUCAGAACCUGUUGCACCGGCGAGAAGCAGACACACCAAGGAGGAAAAAGUCACCCAAAAGACGUCAACUGACCCUCCUACAUGGUUGAUUGGGUACAAUUUAUUAUCCGGAUGUCUUUGGUCGUUUGUUUUCCUCAAUGUGUUUGCCACAUAUCUCACCUUUGGCAACCUCUUGCAGACUUUUGAGUUGACCCAUUAUUGGACCACGGCCAUCCAAUGCUGCGCUAUCAUUGAAGUCAUCAAUGCGGCAACAGGCGUUGUCAAAUCUCCUGUAAUAACCACUGCUAUGCAAGUUGCUUCUAGACUGUUGGUCGUUCUCGGCGUAUGGACAGUGUUACCGGAAGCGUCGGGUAAUACCUCCUAUGCUUAUUUAACUGUGCAUUUUGCUUGGGGAGUUGCUGAAGUGGUCAGGUACUAUUACUAUGCAAACCAUUUGAUCUCCCAACAAAGGCAGGCUCCCGGUAUUGCUCCGCCGCAAGUCCCAAAGUUCCUACUCUGGUUACGUUACAAUGCGUUUCUUGUUUUGUACCCAAUGGGCAUCUCCUCUGAGUGCUACAUGGUGUAUCGUGCCGUUGGCGCUGCACUGGCUCGUGGAACCUCGGGAUUCACUGCCUAUGCUUUGUUUCUAUGUAUUGUACUCAUUGCCUAUGUGCCAGGGACAGUUGUUCUUUUCUCCCACAUGCUUCAUCAACGUGCAAAACAGCAAAAGACACUGAAGACCAAAAAAGUGGACUCAAAGUCCGAAUAG